Molecule: messenger RNA, 1899 nt
Organism: Cottoperca gobio
Lineage: Eukaryota; Metazoa; Chordata; Actinopteri; Perciformes; Bovichtidae
Product: homeobox protein MSX-2-like
Exons: 4
Coding region: 537-1268 (243 amino acids)
Biological process (GO): embryonic morphogenesis; regulation of transcription by RNA polymerase II
Cellular component (GO): nucleus
Molecular function (GO): RNA polymerase II transcription regulatory region sequence-specific DNA binding; DNA-binding transcription factor activity, RNA polymerase II-specific
Source: RefSeq, a predicted model, not a curated record
GACAGCGCUACAAGCCGAGAAGGACUCAGCCUGACAGUUGGUCAAGGUGAAAGCAUUACUUGUGUCUUAGUUCCGUCAGUCUUUAAUGUACAGUUUAGAGGGGAAAAUAUGUUGCCUGUUAGGUCCAUAUAUGUGCCCCGGUUUGGCUCACCGCUGGGCUCCAGUCAAAGAGAUGAACCACAACCAGACCAGACCACGGCCCGGACAACCCAGACUAAGCACCCAUCUCGGGACAAGCGCGGGAACAAGCACGGGAACAAGCGGGGUAACGUUGUAAAAGCUCGGGUCUUUUUAAAAGUUAAAUUACCAAAACUCAACAGCAGUUUGACCAACAAAGUGACACAAGAGGACAGACCGAAAAGAUGGACGAAGGAGCCAGCAGCAAAUACAACCACGACAACUGUGAGCCGAGGAGGUAUGAGCUUCAAACGGGCACGAGACGCCUCUGUCUCCUCCGACAGAGCAGAGACUGGGACUAAUCGCAGCGGGCGCCACACACCUCAGGAAGAUAUCGAUCCCGGCCCUAAAAAGAAAGCAUGCCUUCCCCUGGAGACUGGAGAGACGAGUUUUCAACAGAUGAGGAUGUACAACCGCCGCGGCCGAUGAAGCGCGCGGCGCAGGUGUGCUGCCUGCCCUUCAGCGUGGAGGCGCUCAUGUCGGACAGGAGGCCGCUGGAUGCGACGGACAGAAACAAUGCAAAUCACUCGCACAGGCCGGAUGAGUUUCCCCAACAUUUAGUAUCUAUUAAAUCAGAGCCAUCGGAACUAGAGGACUGUGCGUCCUGGAUAUCCAGCCCCAUUAAGAUGUCAACACCACCCCGGAAGCUUAGUCCAGCAGUGUGCUCCUUGAGGAAGCACAAAACCAACCGCAAGCCUCGCACUCCCUUCACCACCACGCAGCUCCUGGCCCUGGAGAGAAAGUUUUGUCAGAAGCAGUACCUGUCCAUCGCCGAGCGGGCAGAGUUCUCUUCCUCCCUGUCGCUGUCUGAGACCCAGGUCAAGAUCUGGUUCCAAAACCGACGAGCUAAAGCCAAGAGGCUCCAGGAGGCCGACUUGGAGAAACUCAAAAUAGCGGCUGGCAUUGGGCCCAAAGCUGUAUUCCACCCUGGCUACCAGUCUUUAGGUUUUCCCCUCAGUGUUAACCUUCAGGCUGGAUCAGCAGCACUCUAUGGACUGGGCUGCUCAUACGGCCGCAGCCCCCUUCACCCUGCUGCACAUCUGGCCAUGUACGCCUCACAGGUCGGCCGCAGCUUGUUCCACCUCUCCUGAGAGGAAGCAGCAUUCUACAGACAAAAUGAUGUGGAUGUGUGCGUGAAAUAAAGAGGACAAGAGUGUAUCGUGAAGUCAUGCACCUUAUAAAAGACUUGAUUAAGGACCUGAAGUGGAGCUGAAGUUUAUGACGUUCACAGGUCUUGAGUUACGAGGAUAAUUUACACGUGCCCUUUUACAAAGAUAUGGCAUCUGGAAGAUCCUUCUUUGCUGUUUCCUUUUGCUGAUUCAGCAGGGGUCACUGGCAAUGAAUGGACAAUCGAUAAGGCCAUAUGUAUUUGCUUAUUGGCCUGAAUGCCAGAUUGCAUUUAUUGUAGCCUUUUUGAUUUGAUUUCCCUACUCUUCUUGUUUUUCCAGGAUUAUUACAGCAUUGAGAAUUGAAAUAUUGUCACUUGUUAGCCUUGGUUAUGCAGGGAUAUUGUAUAUUAUACUCUUCUUAUAGAUAAAGAGGCUGUAACUGGAGGAUUUUGGCCUGGUGAAGUGCAGUCUUGCUUAAAAGCAGAAGUAUUCCCAACGACAUAUUUAUUUAUGAUAGCCCUUACAUUCAUUUAUACCAUGAUGCAUAUCUAACAAUUUUAAAACUUCAUGUUUUAUGUGUUUGACAUUACAUUAAAGUUUUUAGUUAACCCUC